AUGUCCGCGCUGCGAACUCUGCUGCUGCUGCUGCUGCCUCUGCGUCCCGGUCCUGGUCCUGGACCCGGGAGCGAGGCAAAGGUCGUCCGGAGUUGCACUGAGACCCGGCAAAUUCUGGGUUCCCGGGGAUAUAGCUUAAGCCUACUCCCUCCCGCCCUGAUCUCAGGUGAGCACCUCCGGAUCUGUCCCCAAGAAUAUACUUGCUGUUCCAGUGAAAUAGAGGAGAGGCUGACCUGGGACACCGAGGCUACUUUCCGAAGCCUGGUGGAGGAGAAUGGCUCCUUCCUGGUUCACACACUGGCUUCCCGGCAUAGAGCAUUUGAUGAGGUUUUUCGGGAGGUGCUCUCCUCAGCCGAGCACUCCCUGGCCGUGCUCUUCACCCGCUCCUAUGGUCGCCUCUAUUCCCAGCAUACCCCCUUAUUCAGCGGCCUGUUCUCGCGGCUGCGGGACUACUAUGAGAAGUCUGGUGAGGGGUUAGAUGACGCCCUGGUGGAUUUCUGGACGCAGGUCCUGGAGAGAAUGUUCCCCCUGCUGCACCCACAGUACAUCUUCUCCCCUGAAUACCUGUUCUGCAUCACUCGCCUUGCCUCCUCCGCUGAUGACUCUCUGAAGCCUUUCGGGGACUCGCCCCGCCGCCUCCGCCUGCAGCUAACCCGGGCCAUGGUGGCUGCCCGGGCCUUUAUCAAGGGCUUGGAGACUGGAAGAGAUGUGGUCAGCGAAGCACUUAAGGUCCCCCUGUCCGAAGGCUGCAGGCGGGCCGUAAUGCGUCUGACUGGCUGCCCCUUUUGCCGGGGGGUCCCCCUGCUGCCGCCGUGCCGGGGCUUCUGCCUCAACGUGGCCCAUGGCUGUCUCAGCGGCCGGGGCCUGGACCCUGACUGGGGGGCCUAUCUGGACGGACUCCUGUUCCUGGCUGAGAAGAUCCAGGGCCCCUUUUCCUUUGAGCUGGCAGCUCAGGCCAUUGGGGUGAAGAUCUCGGAAGGUUUGAUGUACCUGCAGGAAAACAGUGUAGGGGUGUCCACCAAGGUGUUUCAGGAAUGUGGCGUCCCCCCCAAGGCCAUGGUCCGUGCCCACCGAGCCCUGGCACCCAGAGAAGAAGUGGGCCGGUUCCGGACCGCGGCCGCAGGAGCGGAGGAGGAGCAGCCCACCACAGCUGCCGGCAACAGCCUGCCCCGGAUGGUGUGGGAGCUCCGCGAGCGGCUGGACCGAGUCCGGGGCUUCUGGGCCGGGCUGCCCCUGGCGGUGUGCGGGGACUCCCGCAUGGCAUUGGACAUCACGCAGGAAGCGGCGCCCUGCUGGACCGGAACCGGGCGGGGCCGGUACCUGUUGCCGGUAGUCGGAGGGCCCCUGGCCAAGCAGCUCAACAAUCCAGAGGUGGACGUGGAAGCCUCAAACCCCGACCUCCGGACUCGCAUACGGCGGCUGCAACUCCGGUCCGCUACCAUGAGGAUGAGGGCAGCUGCCCAGGGACGCGACCUAGAUCUGGAGGACUGGGAGGAGGAUGCCAGUGGCUCUGGAGAAGGACACUAUGCAGAUGACUGGAUGGCCGGGGCAGCGGCUGUGGCCCCCCCAGCCCGGCCUCCUCGUCCUCCUGGCCGCAAAGGAGGUUUCAUCAUCCGCCAGAACCAGGGCAGGAGCAGGACUGGGAGGGCAUCACUUGGUUUUCACACUCAACCCAUUCUCAUUCUCCUCCUCUCAGCCCUGGCCCUGCUUGGACCUCGAUAA
Pipistrellus nathusii (Nathusius's pipistrelle) is the source of this 1722-nucleotide messenger RNA. NCBI's taxonomy places the organism in Eukaryota, Metazoa, Chordata, Mammalia, Chiroptera, Vespertilionidae. The record is from the annotation of a GenBank genome assembly.